Messenger RNA from Spirometra erinaceieuropaei, 13912 nucleotides. The record is from the annotation of a GenBank genome assembly. Lineage: Eukaryota; Metazoa; Platyhelminthes; Cestoda; Diphyllobothriidea; Diphyllobothriidae.
AUGGAUAACGCGUCUGACUACGGAUCAGAAGAUUCCAGGUUCGAAUCCUGGCGUGCUCGCCAAUUUUUCGCAUCCACACUUGCCGCGCACAUAACACCAGCCAAGCAUAGACUGAUGAUAGGGUCAGAGGCAUCCGAGUAGAAUAUAUCUUCGUCUUCCCCCUUUCCCUCCGUGUGAGAUUCCAAUUAUCAGCUUUUCACCGAUGCUCAACAGUUCACAAGGGCUCCAGGACGAAGUUCCAAGUAAAAAUGUUGCCUCCAUUUCCAUUCUACAAGCACGACAACUCGAUAUGAUCUCCUGAACCGAAUUAAUGCAGUGUGCAGAAGUGUAAAAUUACAGGAUUCUAUCUGCACUUAGGUGACAGCAGAAGAGAUCACGGCUGGCUGCUAGGUCAUUGACCUAGCAAGCCGCCAUUAUUAGCGGAAAAUAACUAAGAAAUGGACCAUCACUACGGCAUACAUCUUACAUUUGCCAGGGGGUCAUUAACAUAUCGGGGAAUACGCAAGCACGAAGCUGGUGUUUAAGGCAGCUGCGAGCGCCCUUCGUCUUCCAAUCAUAUCACCCUAAUAAGCGUCGUUUCUCCUGAAGUGAAUGCGAAUUCGUAAAUGAAUGAACAGAGAAGGCCGGCAUAUGUCUUGUCCAGAACGAUGGCAUAAAGGGUCAACCGAAAUUCCGAAAUGCGUUUUGGUUACGAAAAGAUUAAUUAAGUAGGGCUGUAAAACUAGUCAGCCUGCAACAUAAUUCUAUAAUAUUUCAGUUACCUCAGAAUGCAGGCUUCCGAAAAAACUUUCUUUCGCCCGCAUGCAAAAAUACACUCUGCAAAAAAUAACUACUUAAUUAGCAUGCACUUUCUUCAUUGUUUUUCUAUGUUCCUAAAAGUUCAAUUAUAUUUCAUGAAAAACGUGCGUAAAAAUAUUUUUUUCUUUUGCUCACUCGGUAGGAAAUUACGUCUUCUAGAAGACGUAAGGCUGCCCCGGGAACCCAGCACGACCGCGUUUGACAAACGGUUAUCACUGGUGCAGCACGAUGUUGAAUGCGUCCGGUAAGACUGUUCUGACCCUUGAUGACAUGCGAGUAGAAAGAAAGUUGAUUACGUUGCUGAGGAGGUCGUCGAACUACGGGCAGACAUAGCGCAGGUUAAGGCUACAAUGGCGGAAAUUUUAAAGGCCAUUCAGGAAUUACGUCAGCCAACUGAAGCGAGGCCUCCUUCACUGAAGUUGCCUCUGUGUACGAAGGAGGCUUACAAGGCUUUCGUCAGUGAGCUUGAGAAGAAUGCUAGUUUCGCUCAAGACGCGGUAUGUACAUAUACUGACACUUCUUUAUUUGAAUGGAUUGUAGAUUAAACGUCUGGCGAUUACAGACGGGCGAAACGAGAAAGAGUUUGUCAGAAAUCUACUGACCACUCUACUCGGCCACCCCCUAUGCCUCAGUUUCUGCUGGGGCGGAGCAAGAGAUAAGCAGGCCUUCGUCGGCAGCCCCCUAUAUGGCCUUGUUAUUGGUAGGAUAUUUAUUUUUAAGAUUACUUGUUCAGCUGCAAUUCGUGAACACGCCGCCUUCUCCAAUUGCACCGUCGACACAAUUCGCAAGAGUACAAUUGAUUGGUUCCACGGCGCGCGUGACAGAUGCGGUGGCCGAUCAAAGCGGAGAGACAAUACCACUGCAAAUGCCACGGUAAAUUAAUUGACUUGAGUCUUUAUAAGCCACUUUCAGCUUCCCGUCAGCUACAGCUCAGCCGAAGAAUAUAUGAUACAAUCUACUUCCGAGGACACUGUAAGUGAGCGUUCCUUUAUAUCUAUUAAACCUGCAUUUAUUCGAGCCUAUCAACUUCAAACUACUUUAGAUCAUAAAAUAUAUUACUAAAAUGCCUUAUUUCAAUAGUAUGUUUUUUGACAAUUUAAUUAAUAGGACGCUGUGCUUCAUUUUAUUGUAGAUACCCGCCACCGACAUAGACGGAUUACCAAAUAUGUCCCUGGAGGAAACAUGACAGUUUGUACAUAUCAAAUUUUUAUCUUUAUCGAUCAAUAAAUUUUCUUUAAGCUAUAAAUGACGUUCAAGUGUGCUGAUCGAUAUGGUUCGUUGGGGGGUUUGCAAUCACGCGUGAAUGUCCGCUAAGGGUCGCGGGAGAUAUUGGCUUUGGGAAGGCGAGCCGGAAUGAACCAUGACAUAUUUGGCGAAAUGGGGUUCGCUAGAAGGUUACAAGGGAUAAAAUAGGACAGAUACCGGGGAAAAUCUGUCUAGGAAAAGGGUGAUCAGGAUUAUAACGCGAGUAGUUAGACGUUAAUGGGUCGGUAUUACGGUCAGACAGUCUAAUAUGGCCGUGGGUGGGGGCAAAAAACGAUAACUAUAAGGCGUCCCCCUGCGCAUUUUUUUUGCCGAUGAGGGGGCCAGAGGGGGCCACAUCGGGGAUUUGCCCCGCCAUAGCCCCCUCUCCAGCCCCCUCAUAGCCCCCUCUGGCCCCGCCAUGGCCCCCUCAUGAGGCGGGGCCAUGAGGGGGCCAGAGGGGGCUGGUGCUGGCAGGGCUUCUUGUAUUAUUGUAUACUAGUUUUAAAAAAGUUUCUAAUGGCCGUUCAUAAAGUGUCAUGUCUCUGCAUUUUCCAAGUUGUUUUUCCACACAAAUUUUACUUUCAGGCCAGCUUAUUUCUAUGGAUUUAUCUCCCUCGUCUUGGUAUGUAGUGUUAUUCUUGUCAUUUUCAAAAGUGGAUGAGAGGAUUAUGACCACUCAGUCGACCUUUGGAUUUUUUAUGGCCCAUUCGAUGUUUGCACACCACAGAUGCGGGGGAUACAUUCGUACUUGCCUAGGACUGUCUCUGUUCGUGUAAGCGUACGUUGCUGUUGCACGUAAUUACACAUUUCCAAGUCUUCCGUUGUCGUUCUAAGCUAAGGCCUUCAUUCCUGUUUCGAGGUUGAGCAACCGAAUUCGCCGCAAACGCUUUUUUAUGAAAUGUGCCCCGUUCAUGUUUUGUCUUUCAGAUUAUAUGCGUUCCACGGGGGCCGCGCGAUAGAUGCGCUGAACCAACACACGGCCACAUCGGAUUCUGGCAGAUGUUAUCGGAAUGCGCUCCACAAGAAAUGCCAACAUUUCAGGGGUGUUCCGGCAGACACAGUUGCCGGCAGACGUCGCGCAAAUUGGGACCCCUGUCGUCCCCCCCCCUUCCCCCCAAGUACUGCUGUUGAUAAAAUCCUGGUUAUUUGCUUUGUGGGCCUGGGGGGCGGAGUGGAGCGCCAAGGUGCGGGUUCAACCGUGCCGCCAACCUGCGUCCACCCCCGCCUCCGGUCUUCUCGACCUUGUUUUGACAUUGAAUCCAGGUCGGGGGGGAGGGGAGAGAGCGUGGUAGAUGCUGUGCAAGUCCACUACCACUAUAAGCUAAUUCACGCACAAGUCGCCGUGCCUGCUUCACCUUGCUGUGAAGCCCACGGUGGACACCGUCGGACACGACGGUCGAAUAUGCGACAGGGGGGGAGCGUCUCCAACUGCCCCAUAUUUCAACUCCGAGGAACUCUGAGCAGAUCCUACAGGGGCUCCCGUGCUACAGCGAAAUUUAGCCUGGGAUUUUAAGUAGAUCGAGGAGCUAGAAAUCAUCGAUAAAGAGGAUGUUGCCACAGCCCGGUUCAGUCGGACUGCCAUUAACUCAGAGGACGAGAAUGCAAUGGGCGAGGACCGAAUGUCGGGCGACAGCACUCGUCAAGUGCACUCAUCACGUCUGUUGACCAGAGACAAGGAUUUUUUUAGCUCGAGUGGGAGUGUUCCAUCUCGACCCCGGAGUUUUCGCCUGAUAGUGUCAGCUGUUUUGCGGGCAGCAAAAUACAUUUAAAUCUAUCCCCAUCUUUAAUCUCCAAAUAUUUAGUUCAGGUUAGUUGAAAGGGUAAGAAUGUUCGAGGAGCAGGAGCGUCCUUGCCCAAACGGCAAGCAUUUUCGAUGAACACCUUGGCCGUCGAAGUCCAUUCAAUGUUACCUGUUGGUCUUGCAGCUACGUGACGCACACGGCGGUCGGAGGCUCGCACAUUGAUGGGACAGUUGAUGGGUCGGAGUGCCUGCUUUUGAGAGCGCACGUCUUGGUGCCGCCCCUUAUUCUGUCGCGUCGAAGAUCCUGACGAGCUUAUUUUUUUGGAGUUCUCUCAUGGUGGUAGCAACAGUAGUAAUAGUAGCAAUAUUAGUAGUAGUAGUAGUAGUAGUAGUAGUAGUAGUUGUUGUUGUUGUAGUAGUACAAACUUCCCCACAGGAACUUUCGUUACGCUCCCUAGUAGCAAAUCCAUAUCCAGGCGACAACGACCAGCCGUGGAAAAGUCGCGAUAGGUGUUGCGCCUAGGCGUGGAUUUUGCCCAAAUUGCAGCUAUCAAGGCGGUAUCUAGAAGUCGCGAUUCGGCACUAUACCGCGGUAGCGUUAUGGCAGAUCGUACGCUCUACUUGCGUCCCCCGACAUCCUAAUCAACUUUUCACGCUUAAAAUUCUGGUCCGAGUGCAUCAAAGUUUGCUCACUACGUUGGCGGUUUUCCAUCCAUAAUCCAGCCCAAGCAGCGUCCUACAGCGACUGGAUGUACUCUUAUCGCGACUUUUCGCGAUGGGGGGAGGGGGGAGAGGGUAUCGGAAUGUGAUUGGUCACCUUUAUUGUACUAUCCGCGCACUCAUUGGUCGCCUGUGUUUUUCGCGCAAUGAUGGCGCGCGCACUUCCACGCCGCUAUCACUGCGUGCGUGCAUUAUGCUGCGUGUGCUCCCAGUGCACUUUUGCUAGAUAUCCCUUUAGGUUCAAAUUCAAGAUUUGAAGGCACAAACGUGAACGAUAUGUAAAAAAGGAUAUCAAAGAAAUAGGGGACGGGGUAGACCUCCUCGUUCCCAGAAACAAACGUCCUCGAACGGAUAAUUCCGACACGGAGUCGUCAUCUAACAGCUCACUGGAUUUGGAUUUCAGCGCUAGCGGAAGCAUGAGCCCGUCAACAUCGCUAGCAAACAGCGUCUCAAUCGUAGAAAGCGUUGCCAGCGCCGACAACGUCACCUUUUAUGACGACUGCCAACACACAUACUUAUACGGACCAGGUUGCGUGGAUGGGCUUUGCAGCCCAAUACAGUGCACAGUCAUCUCCGCAGCUUUCUAGACACAUUUGGGUCACUUGUGCCGCAGAUCCCGAGAUGCUUCUAAGGGCAUCGUAUGCCCUAUAUUCACGUCGGACUGCAGAAGCAACUCCGCCGGUUAGUUGAUAGCCAGCACGUCGUCUCACCGGGAGAAGAAGUAAUAGCAAAUUUAGCCAUAUAUCGUUGGUCGAGGGUAGAACUGUGGCCUAUGGGUCGCUUCAUGAGGGCCUUUGCAAGUAGUAUAUUUUCGGAUGCCAUAUACUAUGGGAAUGGCAAGGCGUCUACUGUGGCAGUCUUCUGUAUGGUACCUGUAGAAAAUAUAGACGUGUUCGCAACGCCAGCGUCAUUUACGAUGCACCCGCGUUAGCUUUCGUUAGGAAAGUUAGGAGUGCUUGCAAAGACUGCGAACAGUGUGCAACUGAAGGCACGUAUUUAGGAAAGGUAGUUUACUAGCAGGAAGGACGAAGAUUUCGUAGACCAGGGUCACAAUCAGCACAUAGGACGGUCGUCUCUAUCCCUCCGUUGUAAGCUAGGAUUGGUGCUCAGUUUUCCUCUCGGUCCCCUUAACUCAGUCUGCUUAGGUGUGAGGAGGAGGCUAGUGCGUCUGCGGGUUAAAAGUCAUCUGUCCAAGGUGGCCGGUGUAGCGAACUCGUCCACAGAUAGAGCAUACCAGGCUAAACAUAUGUGUCAACAGAGUUUUCUCAGGGUAAGGUGAUUCCAUUCUAUCAGCACAGGUACUAGCUAAAAGCCCAUACACACGUGUUUCGCCGAUAUUAUGUCGCUGCAUGGCGCAGCUGUGACGGGUUUGGCUCGUCAGAGGGUCCCCCAGCAUUCCCUGUGUGCUUUCUGGUAGCUACUCCAAUCUAGAAAUUGUCGCUUUUUAAUUUCCACAAAUAUUAACUGCAAACUUGGAAUAGAUCAGUAUAUUUGAAGUCUGUAGGCUAAGACCAAUGUUUUUAUGUGUGAAUAUUUUGGCAGAAGUUCCACUGCCACAGCGGAUAACGGUUCAAGUCUUUCGGCUAUCGCCUGUGCUGUUAGUAUGAAUCACUUUACCCUAAAGUAUACAACUAGUUGCCUGUCGGCAAUUAAUGAAUAUUAAACGGUUAUCCGCUGUGGCUGAUGGACCGGUGCGCGGCAAGUGUGGAUGCGAAAAAUUGGCGAGCACGCCAGGAUUCGAACCUGGAAUCUUCUGAUCCGUAGUCAGACGCGUUAUCCAUUGCGCCACGCGCCCGCUGCCCUGCCACACCAUCGUUGCGUACUAGGGCGCGUGUCGCGCUCUGAUGGGCGCGGUCGCGCGUUGUCUCGGUUGCAAACGGAGCGGCCACAUAGCUCGUGUGACUUCUGACGACUCCUGACUAGUCACUAUCUGACUCCAUCUUCUUUUUGCUGACGGCAAAUUACAUAGUUGCAUUUUGGCAGGCCUGAAUGAUUAAACCGACUGUCCAGUUUUGCGAAUUUGGGUGUCAUCAGCUGAGUUCCAACCCGUCGUAGCAGAGAGGACAAUCGGGCAUCUUCCCGUCGUGUAAGUGGCGGAAUCUCAACCAUUAAGCUUAAUUUAACUGUCCAACCUACGGCGUUAUCCCGCUGCGCCACACGCGCCCGCUACUCUGUGCCAGCGUAGCUGUCGGCACUGUGAUGGGCGUGGUCGCGUGUUGACUGACUUGUCUUUCGUAUGUAGACCUAUCACUCCCACACGCCUACACACAAACCUCUCCUGACUUGUGAACACUCCUGCUUAUUUAUUAUUUAGCCAUAUUCACAGUUCUGGCACACAAACACCUCGUCUGACUUCUGAGUACUCCUGGCUAUUAAUUAUUCAGUUCCAUCUUCACUUUUCUGACAGUAAAUUGAAUAGUGUUGUAGUUUGACGGAUUUGUGAAGUUGGGUGGCUUCCGCUGCGUUCCAGCUCACAGCAGGGCAGUUUCCUGUCGCCCGAGUCCAACCUGCCGUGAGCAAUUGAACCUGCCACAUCUACCUAAAUAGACUGACGGUCGAGAGUAUCAUUUCCCCAAGCAAUGAAUUCAGAUUCCAGCAAUAAUAAGUGUUUGGCGACAAUCCGACUACAGAAGUGUGGAAAUGCGAUGGAGUUCGCUCGUCAUAGUACAGCUGACCAGGGCAUCUUUAAACAAGUUGGGGUUACCACAGUGAGACAGUUAGCCGGAAUUCUUGGUUUUAAGGGGACGUUUGUCCCUGACAACUGUGACUAACUCACUUUGCGCACAGGCAGUUACUUCUUUGGCAAGGGUAUGAUGUGUAACCCCCUCCUGGGCGGCCGUAGUUACCCACAAACCUGACAUCAACUAUGGUCAUGCCUUAAAUGGAAAGUCACUACCCUUAAGUCAAGCCCUAAAAUCCUAACCCAAACAACGGUUCGUGCCUGACAACCCUAGUCCCAAGAAUAACCCAACUAACCAAUUCUGACCGUUACCCAAAUUUUAACUUUGAGCCUAAAACGGCAUCUUUAAUGUCGACACCGCUAUCGGAGAUCACAGUCGGCUUCCUGCAUAACCCCUAUUGAAAUCUACUGCCAGGCAAACGGCUGUGAAGCACACCUAACUAAGAUAAGUAGGUAGGCGUUUGAACAACCACCCAGGGGGGGGGUUAUAUACCCUACCCUUAACACCUCUUUAAAUGUGCCACCAGCCACGCCGAGCGACCAUCUGCACGACGUGAUCAGUACGCGCUGACCGCCCCCGGGACUCCGCGGAACUCUCCUGUGCGCAGCGGUCACACAUCAGCAGCUGCCGCGACAGGUAUGCCAACUGUGACAGCAGACUCUAGCCCAGCCAAAAUGGGUCGCCAGUCAGCACAGUUUAACACUUCCUCCAAGUAUCUUGGCUUGCCUUGAUGAAUCCUCUUUUUUCUCGAAAACCCUGUCAGGACGGCAUUACAGUUAGGAAGGUGUGGGAAAGUGUCGCAUAGACCCCUCUGAAGAACGGCUUGCUUUCGAAAUUUCUAGUUGUUGACACCAGCCUGUCGCAUAACGUGUAUCGGUCUUGGGCGCGGCAACAGCGGCCGCACUUCCCUUUUCGAUCGAAUAUUUGUGCUUAAGUGCCUCAGACUUUGGCUUGCCGACACCGUGACGCCAAUCGAUAUUUUGCUCUUCACUGAGUGGCCGCGCCGAUACACACACGCACAGUCACACCUUGGGUUGGAGGACACAACAGCUACGGCCAGCUCCCAGCCUGAUUGAAAAAUUGCCGUUGCUACCUGCCAGCAAGAGUGCGGAUUGUCCCGCUAAUUCCAUCUUCACGACUCUUGGUGUGAGAAAACUCUCGUUGCUGACCCGUUGCACCCUGAGGGUUUCAAGCAAAAAUAUGAGUUCCAGAAGGCAGUCUAAGAGAAGGAGACGUGCUCACUGUAGUAAGAUUUUUUCCCCCAUAGUUUUUAAAUUUCUUACUUGUUCGUUACCCCCUACCUUUAGCUGUCUCUGUUGAUGGAUUCGAGUAUGAAUUGGAAGCGAGAGGAGGCGAGUAAACUUAAUAUUCCAACGAUCGCUCCUUGUACACGGUUUUUCCUGUUGCCAAAUGUCUCUAGGGGUCGCGGAUAAAUGGAGUCAUUUAACAAAAAGACAAGUCAGCGAGCGACGCACAGGUUCAGGAGUUGGACUGUGACGAGAUGUUUGAGGUGCCUUUCCAAAGGUGUGGCAGCGCCGUGCAUACCGGUUUGACAUUAUUAAACAUGGGCAAAUCAACGACCCCAUAUUGUCAUAGAGUUAAAAAGAUGCAGUCCGUAUUUGGUCCUUCAAUGAGGGUAGAUAGGUAAACAUCGUUCCUCUGUCAUUUCGAGUUCUUCUGAUCGUAACUGAUGAGGCCAAACUGAAUGCAUGCGUGUAAGUAAGAAAGACAGGCGGCUGACUGGAACAGGUUGCUUAUUAUUCUGAACUCUGCAUUUACCAAUGUGGCUUGUAAAGUCAACAAUAUGGAUCAAAUCCACUGCUAAAUUUUAUGAAGCCCGUAUAAUCUCCUCUUAAUGCCGCAGAGAAAUGUAUGGUUUUCCGUACGUGGAAAAUAUACGGCUUAUAGUUUAGAAACCCUGAAUGCAAGUGCAACGGCAGGUCGGGGCUCAAAAUUAUCGGGGAGUUGGAAAAGUUUCUGAAAACCGAAUUAUACCCGCUCUUUCAUCAUCAAAUUGGAAGAAGGCGUAAUUUUCUACCGAAUGAGCAAGUGAAUGAAUAUUUUUAUGCAUGUUUCCUAUGAAAUAUAAUGGAAUUUUUAAGGGCAUAGAAAAUCAAUGAGAAAAAAAAGCAUGAUACAUAAGUAGUCAUUCUAAGAGAGUAUACUUUUUGCAUGCAGCCGCAAAGGCAUUCGUUCGAAAGCCGCCCUCUGGAGGUUACUGAAUUAUUAUGCUGGAGGAUGAUUAGUUUUACAACCCUACCUGAGUAAUUUUUUCGAAACGGAGACGCAUUUCAGAACUUCGUUUGAAAUCUCAUGAUUUAGCCCACCUAUUUUAUAGGUGCCGGUCCAGCAUAUCUCCCGCCCAGCCAUUUGUAGGGGGUAUAGAGGGCAUAUCACGACCCAUUCCUACCCACCAGUGCGAGUGCAUUCUGUGGGGUUGGUCAUAGCGAUUUGGUCGCAGGCUAUCCCCCCGGUGAGAAUACAGUUAAUUUCAAAACAGCCGCUUGGAUUCUGCCAAGCGGUUUUAUCCACCAGCCAUGUCCUGAAUAUCCUUUGCUGUGAGGCAAACUACAGUAGGUGGGCUAACACAUGAAAUGUCAACCGAAAUUUUGAAAUGCGAUUUCGUUUCGAAAAGAGUAAUUAAGUAGAGUUGAAGAACUAAUCAUCAAGCCUCAUAAUUCUAUAAUAAUUCAGUUACCCCAGAAGCCGGCUUUCGAACGGACCUCUUUCCGGCUGCAUACAAAAACUAUACACUGUAAAAGCGACUACUUAAAUAGCAUGCAUUUUUCUCAUUGAUUUUCGAUGCCCAAAAAAUUCAUUUACAUUUCAUGUAAAACAUGCAUAACAAUAUUCAUUCUUUUACUCUUUCGAUAGAAAAUUACGUCUUCUUCCAAGUUUAUGCUCAAAAGAAGAACAUAAUUGGGUUUCAAAACACUCUUUUAAUUCCCGAAUAAUUUUGAAGCUGACCUGCUAUUACACUUGCAUUCAGGCUUUAAAACUACAAGCCGUAUAUUUUCCGUGUACGAAAAACCAUGCAUUUCUCUACGGUAUUAAGAGGAAACCAUAUGGGCUUCAUAAAAUUAAACAGUGGAUUUUGGCAAUAUUGUUAACUUUACAAGCCACAAUGGUAAAUGUAUAGACAUUACGUUUUAUGAACAGUCAUUUCACGCUGUUAAAAAAUCUCACAAUUAGAAAUUUUCAGGAAACAGAAUUAUACCGUUCCUCCGAGCAUAGAAUUGGAAGAAGGCGUGAUUUUCUAUUGGAUGAGCAAAAGAAUGAAUAUUUCUAUGCAUGGUUUCCAUGAAAUACAAUUGAAUUUUCAAGGGAAUCGAAAAUCAAUGAGAAACUUGCAAGCUAUGCAAGUAGUCCUUUUUUGUAGAGUAUAGUUUUUGCAUGCAGUCGGAGUUAACCCACCGAUUUUAUAGAUGCCGGUCCAGCAAAUCUUCCGCCUGGCCCUUUGUAGGGGAUAUAGAGAGCAUAUCACGACCCAUUCCUACCCACCAGUGGGAGUGCAUUCCCUCGGGUUGGUCAUACCGAUUUGGUCGCAGGCAAUCUCCCCGGUGAGAAUACAGUUAAUUUCAAAACAGCAUGUUGCCAGCCGCUUGGAUUCUGCCAAGCGGUUUUAUCCACCAGCCAUGUCCUGAAUCUCCUUUGCUGUGAGGCAAACUAAACUGAAAGACCCUCUUGCGAUUAACAGCCUCAGGUUCACGAGAGAGAGAGAGAGGACUGCUUUAUUUUGAAAAUAACUUUCAAAACUUUCAGCAAAAACGGUUCUCCAGUACACGGUGAUCGUUGAGCAGAAUUAUAAAAUCUACUGGGGCAAAACAGCAUCAUCUUAUGCUAAUACCUAGACACGGGAAUAUGGAUGUAGCGGACAGGCAUGAACGGUUGUUUUAAUAGACAAGGGCGCUAAGUAUGAGAGCAGGGGUGCCUGGUGUCUGGACACUAUCUGUCUGCAUUCUCUUAUUUUUUUCCAGUCGACUGUCCCUCCCCGGAAGCUGACGUUUUGUUGCACUAAUCGACCCCCCCUUUUCUGCCCCUCAUUGCACGCUCUUCUUUUUUUCCUCUCCUCAAAUGAACCUUAGUGUAUUACGCGACUUAUCGUGUGCCUGAAGGUUGCUAUUCGAUAAUGAAUGCUUGGAAAGACGACCCUAACGGUUCACAGACCGGACAGAGUGCUCCAGUCCCCGACGUUCCGCCCCAGGCGGACGCGAGUGAGCUCUCGGCCACCGAACCCCCUUCGAGGUCGGACGUUACAUGGAUCUCUCCGAGCUACACAUGACACCAGAGGCACCUAUUCUCGUGUUCCAGUAUUAACCUUAACCCCAACAAGAAACAAAAUCCCAACUCACCUAUCCCUGAUUCUAACAGUGAACCUAAUUAACCCUAACCUUAACCCCUAGCCGCAACACUAGCACUAAUCAUGCCGCAAGGCCACCUGGAAUGCUGGCGUGUGCAUGUUCUCAUGUUCUACCGAAAAUCCUAGUGACUUUGUUCGGGUGUGUGCGUGAUACCAACCCCGUUAAGAAUGCUUCUUGAUGGUAUUUACUGACUUUUGUUUGUCACAUAACCUGCUGAUGCUGCUGUUAGGCACCCCACCAGAGGAUGAGCGCCGGACGGAAGGGAUCAGAAGACGAGGAAGAAGGGAGAAGCACGUUGAAGGAUGUUUAACCUCUUGAAAUAGCAUAGAGUGGGACAGAAAGGCCCACCUGAGACGAAUUUUCGUUGACUGACAGGGGUGCCGGUUCAGUGGAUAACAACCUGCACGAGACCCUGUAAAACAUCCACAUCGGAUUUAAUCUCUCCGGGGAAGCUUACGCAUAAAGCUUGUAUUUUUUGACCCAGAAACGGUCGCUGCUUCUUCUUCUCACCUUCAACCUCAACUUGUUAUGUCAUUGUUACCCCCUUUAUCAGUGGUACUACAGUGCGUGACCGAUGUCAUGAAAUGUUAGCCAAAAUUCUGAAAUGCGUUUUCGAUUGGGAAGGCUUACUUAGGUGGGGUUCUAAACUUGAUUAGCAUGCAGCAUUACCCCAUAGCAUUUCGGACUCAAUAGCAUGUCAGCUUUCGAAUGCACUUCUUUUUGACCUCCUGCAGAAAUCACACCCAGUAAUCAAUGACUACUUAUGUGGCGUGCAUUUUUCUUAUUGACUUUUGAUAGUAUUCUAAAUUCAACUAUAUUUUAUAGAAAACAUGCACCACAUAUGCUUUCUUUACUCCUUCGUUAGAAAAUAACAUUGUCUUCAUAUUUUAUGCCUGAAGGAAGUGUGUACUUAGGUUUUAAAAAAGUUUACAAUUAUGAGAUUUCUUAAGAUCCUGUGAUGUUCGUACAUACAGGACGGUACCUGUUCGUUUACCAAUGAUCCUCAUGAAAUAUAGAAAAAAGUCUGGAUCCAUUGCAAAUUUUUUGAACUCUAUAGAGUAUCUUCCUAAAAGCAUAGAAGAAUAUAUAAUUUUCCUUACGCGGAAAGUAUGCACCUUGUAGACUGAAAUCGUUCAACUCUAAUACAAUGGCAGACCAGGCUCAAAAUUGUUCGGGAAUUGAGAAACUUUUUUGAAACCUAGAUACACAAUUUCUUCAGGCAUACAAUAUGAAGACAAUGUUAUUUUGUACCAAAGGAGUAAAAGAGCACAUUUUUGUGCAUGUUUUCUAUAAAAUAUAUUUGAAUUUAUAAGACCAUCGAAAAUCAAUAGGAAAAAUGCUUGCCACUUAAGUAGUCAUUUUUACCGAGUGCGAUUUCUGCAGAAGGUCAAAAAGAAGUGCAUUCAAAAGCCGAGUCCAAAAUGCUAUAGGAUUAUGCUGCAUGCUAAUCAAUUUUACAACCCUAUCUAGGUACUCCUUUCUAAUCGAAAACGCAUUUCAGAAUUUCGGCUAACAUUUCAUGGGAUAGAUCACGCAAUGUAUUGAUAGACGUGUCAGUAACAUUCAAAAAGAGACAUGGUGCCAAGAAGUGUGCACUUGGUAUAGGACGCAGGUUAACUGCUGUAACACAUGUAGAAAUAAUUGGAAGAAAGUUUCCAUACAGAAGACACUGUUUUGUUGCGUAGCGCGCCCAAAAAGCCAACUCUUCGACUUUUCAUGUGUCCUCGCAAAGUAACAUUCGGACACUUAAACUUGUUCUCCGUUUACGCGUAUAAGUUACUUGGACCGCAAUAUCACUUCCAUAUUCGUCAAGAUGUGUAUGCAAUAAAUUAAUCUACACGGCUGCGACAGCUGGAAAAACCAUGGGACCCCAUUGCAGAAUAAAAAAGACUUUAAAAAAGCCAAGGUAUUUGAAGAUAGGAGGAAGAGUUGGUUGCAAAACCAAAGGCCCUGGAAGCACCUAUAAUCGUCGAUGUGCCAAAAAAUCCAAAAUUAAAGGGUGCAGAAAUAAAUGCAUUCGGAGGGAACUCAGUAGUUGUGACGAAAUUUUCUCCUGGGACCUUUUGCGUCUAACAAAAAUAACACAAACGCCACAUAGGGGUUGGGCGGGGGAGGGGUUAUCGUUCUUGCCGCCUCCCCUCCGCCUCCACAAGCUCGGCAGUAGGCCUGCCGCCCAUUCCGACACUGAAGUUCAUUUCUGCGCAGGUUUCAUUGUUUGUUUAAUCUGCCGCAGGGGUGUCGUCCUACUCUGCCUCCUAGGCCACUGUUCGUUCCCGUGCACCCAAGGCAUCCCGCGGCUCAGUGUUUGUGGUGGUGGUGGUGGUGGUGGUGGUGGUGGUGGUGGUGGUGGUGGUGGUGGCGUUUAA